AUGGGUGAUGCUGAGGACGACCACGAUCUUGACCACGUCCAGGAUCACGAUCAGGCCCGGACAUUGACCGAGAAAAUCUCUUGUGGCAUCUUCUACUCGAUGGCAUCUCUCAUCGCUCUAUACUUCUUCAUCGUGGGUAUCAAGUUAAUUAGCGACGGCCUCACAAUAGCUCGAGGGUGCAACACCAAAGGUGCUUUCGACAUCGUCAACAAUCCGGCAUCAGGACUCAUGGUCGGUAUUGUUAUGACUGCGAUACUCCACAGCUCCGGCACUGUGACGUCCAUCGUGGUGGCGCUCGUCGGGUCCGGCGGCAUGACCAUCCGCCAGGGCGUGUACGUGAUCAUGGGGGCCAACGUCGGCACUUGCGUCACCUGCAUCAUGGUGGCGUUCGGACAAGUGGGCGACCGCGCUCGCUUCCAACGCGCGAUGGCGGCGGCCACGGUUCACGACAUGUACAACAUUUGGUCGGUGUUCGUCCUGUUCCCGCUUGAAGUCGUCUUGCACCCGCUGGAGAAGAUGUCGGUGGCCAUGUCGAACGCCAAGACGAACAGCGGCGCCUUCAACAGCCCCGUCGACACCAUCGUCAACCCGUUGACCCAGACGCUGCUCAUGGUGGACAAGAAGGCCAUCUACAAGGUCGCCACGGGGGACACGGUGUGUACCGACGGCCAGUCGUUCGUGAAGGGAGGCGCGUUCGAAGGCUCCAGUCUCAGCGACGGGAGCAUCGGAGCCAUCACGGUUGCCAUCGGGUUCUGCAUCCUGGUCUGCGCGCUGCUGACGCUGGUGAAGAUGCUGGCUAAAGUCUUCAUGGGUCCCACCAAGCAGCUGAUCUCCAAGCUGCUCAACUUCAACGGCUACAUCAACAUCUUCGUGGGGACUCUGAUCACCUUCUCUGUGCACUCGUCGACUGUCGUCACCUCAACGCUCACGCCGAUGGCUGGCUUGGGCGUCAUCACACUGGAGCAAGUGUACCCGCUGGUGAUUGGGGCGAGCUUGGGCACGACUGGCACUGCGUUGCUGGCAUCGCUUGUGACUGGCAAGUCCGACUCCGUUGCGAUCGCUCUGGUUCACUUCUGGUUCAACGUGUUCGGCAUCUUCCUCUUCUACCCGAUCCCGAUCACUCGCAAACCGAUUCUCGGCUGGGCGCGGUCACUGGCGUUCUUUAGUGCGUCGUGGCCGUUAACCGCUGUACUCUUCCUCGUGGUGCUAUUCCUCGUCGCGCCGGGGAUUCUCCUUGGCUUGGUGUACAUGUGCACUGCCGACAGUGCCGUGGCUCAAGUCUUCGGGUGGAUCAUCGCGGCCGCUGUUGCAUCGGGUUUUGCUUGUGCAUUGUUUUGGUACCAGAAGAAGGGUGGUCGUGAGCUCUGGCACGGGUUCCUGGAGAAGAAGCGACUGGAACGCGAGAUUCGUGAAGAGCGCCUGCACUCGAGCCAAAUCAACGAGAGUGUGUAG
Messenger RNA from Phytophthora sojae, 1452 nucleotides. RefSeq lists its product as hypothetical. The record is from RefSeq and is a predicted model, not a curated record. Lineage: Eukaryota; Oomycota; Peronosporomycetes; Peronosporales; Peronosporaceae. Gene Ontology annotation, molecular function: sodium:phosphate symporter activity. The transcript has a single exon. The coding region runs from base 1 to 1452 and encodes 483 amino acids. Gene Ontology annotation, biological process: sodium-dependent phosphate transport. Gene Ontology annotation, cellular component: membrane.